AUGGCUGUGUCGCCAACCACCACCACCCAGCCCGCCGAGGCCCAGAAAGUGGAAGCCAACACCAACAAUGCUGCUGCCGUCCCCAAGAAACGGAGAAGAAGAGCACCGGCUACGGGUGCCACCGAGGACUGCUUUGCUUGCAAGAAACGUCAAGUGAAGUGUGACAGACGGCGUCCGUACUGUGGGCAGUGUGUUGAGAUUGGGAAAGAAUGCUCAGGAUACCGUACCACUCUGACCUGGGGAGUGGGAGUUGCCAGUCGUGGAAAACUGCGAGGCAUGUCUUUGCCAAUUGUUAAAUCACCUGCUGUGGCUACAACCCAGGAGCCGAAAACACAAGCACGAGCCAUUACCACAACAACUUCACCUACCAAGGCGCCGGCUACCAACACACAACGACACCCAAAUAGUUUCAAUGGUCGAGGAAGCAUUGAUUUUAGUGCCCACUCACCAACGAGUCCCAUCAGCCCUACCAUGUAUUCGGCACCGCAAGAAUUCCAAUACCUAGGCCCUACUAGCCCAAUACCCAUACCCUCCCCUUCUACACCUAUGGGCUAUCCAAUGCCGCAGCAUGGAGAGUACUUCGACCUUUCAAACCUACAUUCAUCCAAGUUCAGGCGAGCCACAAUCCACAGGGGCCCUUUGCAAAGACUACAAACGUCCCUUCACAUGCCAUUCGAGGAGAACGGGCUUUCGGCUUCAUCUGCAUCACUAGGCACCUAUAGUGACAGUGACAUGCCAUCGCCUAGCGAGUUCCCACAUACGCCGGUCGAUGAAUUCCCGUUCGCAGACCCUUCCAUUCCGCGGUAUUCGUACAAUUCCCACGAUCAGCAAUCAAUGGGUUCCACGGACCAUUACUUUCUUCACGAGGCACCUCGUUCAUUACCGACCGCCGACGACAUGAGCUCGAGUGUAAGCUCCGAUCAGAGUCUACGUGACUACGCCGAAGUCAGCUCCACCCAGCAGAGUAUGGAGCCGGCUUCUUAUCCAGAUAUGUUUGUGGAGGGAGAAAUGAGUUCAAGUUUCAAUGGAUUUCAACCUGGCUUUUCCUUUCUCCCGUCGGAGGGUAUGUCUUCCUAUGGCUCCGGCCCCCUGUCUGCAGACGUACUGUCGCUCACCACUUCUAUCCCUCAGAGUCUUACUAUCGCUACGCCCCUUUCCCCGCGGAUGCUAUACCUUCUGGACUACUACGACAAAUUUAUAUGCCCGGUACUGGUGGCUUUUGACAGCCCGACGAACCCCUACCGAAUGCACAUUAUGCAUCUGGCCAUGAGGAACGCGGAGCUCCAGAAUGCUAUCGCUGCCCUGGCCACGAACAACAUGCGCAUGCGCGGAGGAAUCGAGGGCCGUCGCUUGAGUGUACCCCAGGAUUAUCGCCUGAUACCCGAUCACGCUUAUUCGCAGAUGACGACACAGGAGCUGCGCGAGAUGCAUGGCGAAGCAUCGAACGAAGAGAAACACUACAAGGCUGCAUCUAUUGCCUUACUAAAUAAGAAACUGGUAGAUUUCGACGGCUCGCAGGAUGACUCCGUACUUGCUACGCUACUGAUGCUUUGCUUGUUCCAUGUAUGCGACUCGGGCUUUACGAAAUUCAAGACUCAGCUUGCCGGCGUGCAGAAGUUGCUAAGUCUACGGGACAGAAGCGUGCAGUCGGACUUUGUGGGGUGGAUCGAAACUUUCUUCACUUGGUUCGAUGUCAUGACCGCUGCUGUCAAUGAUCGUGAGAUCGAAGUACGAGGAGACUCCCUUGACAUGAUGAAUCUAGGUAGCAACUUGGGUGCGCUAGAGCAUCACUCCGGCUGCGAAGGACGUUUGUUCAAGCUCAUCGCACGAUUGGGCAGGCUCAAUCUACUGAGCCAGAAUCGGCCUGUACGCGAAAACGACGACACGCCCACAUCAUCACCACGGCCCAAGAAAGCAAAGGACUUUUACUCCUUUAGCUUCGCCAACAUGGAUGGUAAUGGAUGGGGAACUCCCAUCUACGACACACCAAAUUCAUUUCCGCCACAGCGCGAGGACCCGCGCUCAGCAUUCUGGACAGAGUGGAACGACGUACGGAGCCGACUACAGGAGUGGGAGUUUCCUUCUCCUGGUGACUGUCAUACUGCCUCCUGCGAAGCAACGUCAUCCAUGCUCGCCAUGUCUCCAGCACAAGCGGCCCUCCUUCACAUAAGCGAAAGCUUCCGCUACGCAGCGCUCCUCUACACGGAGCGCCUGGCCCACCCGACCCUUCCUGCCGGCGCGCUCAAUCUUCAGAACCUAGUAUCACAAGGCCUCUACCACAUCUCCCAGAUAGGCAUCACGUCCUGCGUGAACAAGUUCUUACUCUGGCCACUAUUCAUCGUCGGCACGGAGUGCGUGGACCCCGAGCACCGCGCCGUCGUGCGACAGCGGUGCGUCGAAAUUCAACGUGAGAGCGGCUUCUUCAACAACCUCAGCGGCCUGGAAGUCCUCGAACGUGUGUGGCGUGAGGACGAUGAAUGGUCGGACAACGACAUACAGGUACCAAGGCAAAACGGGCCGUUUAGCACAAUGCAGCAUCCCUUUCGAUGGAGGAAAGCGAUGGAUCGCAUUGAUGGCGAAUACAUUGUUUUAUGA
Molecule: messenger RNA, 2595 nt
Organism: Cucurbitaria berberidis CBS 394.84
Lineage: Eukaryota; Fungi; Ascomycota; Dothideomycetes; Pleosporales; Cucurbitariaceae
Exons: 1
Coding region: 1-2595 (864 amino acids)
Biological process (GO): regulation of DNA-templated transcription
Molecular function (GO): DNA-binding transcription factor activity, RNA polymerase II-specific; zinc ion binding
Source: RefSeq, a predicted model, not a curated record